GUAUAUGCAAUGAUGCUGUUUAACAUAUCAAAGGUUGCUGACUAAGCCCAGCAUUCAUUUCAAGUGUUCACCUGACCCAGAGCAUGAAUUUGUCCAUUCAUUUCACUCCUCUGCUAAGCAACGCAUGUUGCUGAUGAGUGUUUGUGCGCAGUGUGUGCAGAUGCUUAGGCACCUAUCACAGGGCCAGUAUUAUGUUUGAGAGGUGUGGAUGGUUGUUUAUCUUCUCUUUAGUCUACAGAGGUUUAUCUGAUCAAACUGAAGAAUGGUGUGUUUAGCAGUAUAGCCAGUGUGUGGUCAGGCAGCCACUGCUAUGGCAAGUGCAAAUGCAGAGAAACAGCGGCCUUGUAGGCGCCCAUGGAGGAAGAGCAAUCAAAGUCUUCCAGGCAGGCUGUUCUGCUGCUCAUGUUGGCGAGGUGAGGAGAGGGAUACUCAGCAGGAGCAGGAAAAGAAGAUGAACGCAGGCCCUCAGCAUUCAUACUUGGAUCAAGUGGAAUCAAGGGAGAGGGAGGCUAUCCAGAUUACAGUAGAGGAUCUGGGAAUAGUUAACACCAGCUUCACCCUGUUCGAGGAGGUCCCCGUCACCUCGAUGAACAGCAUGGUCCGCUCAGCCAGCUCUGUGUCAGCCUGCCGGAGGGCUCUGAAAAAGCAACGCCUGAAGCCUCUGUCUUCACUUGCUAUAGAGUCCCAUUCCCAACCGGCCAUCACUUCUACCAGUGGAGACUAUGAUGAAGAAGACGAGGCAGACCCGUUGCUGUUGGAGAGUGGCACGGAUAAAAAACAAACUUGUGAUAGCCUCCUGACACCACCUGUUAUUAAUCUGAUCCCUCCCACUCCCUCCAACGUUGUUGACGACGAUCAGUUCUUUGACAGGAAUUCAGAAGAAAGUGUGGCACAUACAUCUGGCAGUGAUGGAACCUUUGCUGCUAGUGACCAGGAGAGUUAUGAGGAAAAGAUGGAGAGUGUGGAGACAGAGGAGUCAACAGAGGAAUUCACACUGGCUGAGAAUAAGGUCAGUGCUGAUUAUACAGCUGAGCCUAAAGAGGACCCAAGUGAUGAGUGUGGAGAAGAAAGAGAGGCUACAACAGUCAAAGAGGGGGAUGAAGAGAAAACAAAGCCCAGGUUCUUACGUUGCGCCUACCAGGUGGUUCCUCUCCCUAAGUACCCCCAGAAAAGAAACUUCAACACUGGAAUAAAUCUUUUGUCAUUUACUGAGCACAACUUGGAUGAACUGAGCAACAGAGAUGUGAGCUGCUCCAACAUGCUGAAAGCUGAACUCUGUCGGCUUCCUCACGCUGUCAACAUGGAGACAUUUACUCACCAAAGGAGGCCAGUAACGCGCUCCUACAGUUUUGGGGACACACCAACCAGGAGUGCUACUUUCCACGCUUUAACCCAGAACACAGAGCACCAGGAAAAGGAGGGGUCGCCACGACGACGACGCAUAACCGUUGCUUCAUAUAUGCCGUCUAUUCCUUCUAAGGAUCAGAAUGGAAACUUCCCUGAGAAGGACGUUGACAGGCAAGUGGCCAAAUGUCUUCGGGAGCUGAACACAGAUGAAGUCUGCCAAUGGUUCACUAGUAUUGGACUACAGAAAUGUCUUCCUUUCAUCAGAGAAGUAAAACUGUGUGGCGCAGAUAUUGCUUUGGUGGAUGUGAAGACUCUGGACAUCCUGCAUAUCGCCACACUGGAAGAUAGGGAGCUGCUACUGUCGGCCAUUUAUAAUGAGCUGCACCCCCCCAGCAAUGUCACCCAGAGGCUCAACUCUCUGCUUGAAUCCUUAGGCCCUAAUAACGUUGAGACAUUCACUGCAACAUUAGCGUCAAUGAGCAAAUCUAAGUCCUCUCCUCAUGUGAGCUGCCUGAGAAUGAAUCGGCGUUCCCUCAAUCUCAGAAACAACAGCCAAAACUACAAGGUGCAGAGGAAUUCUCAACUGAUAGAGAUUACUAUUAAUGAAUCUGAGCGGAUAGUUCAUCUCAGAACUCCAAAGGAAACAACAGUGGGAAAAAUCAUGGAGUCAUGCAUCAAAAUGUUGGGAAUGACAGAAGAUAAGAGCCUUUUCAUACUGAAAGAAAACCAAGGUUCAUCAGAGGAGCUCCCACCAGAUCAGCAGAUUGGGAAUCUACUGACACUGACAUCAGAGAACAGACAAUUGGAGCUCCAUUUGAGUAAAAGGGAGAAGUCCUCAGGUAUUGAUUCACACAAAAAUCCAGAACUCAACAGUUCUAAUGAGAACAGCAAUGUCAACAAAAAUGUGGAGGUAAACCAGCUAGCUAAAGAAGAGAGGAUCAAGGAGCUAAACCAACAGGUGGACUCGCUACAAAAUGUUAUCCUUCAGGUCCAGGAGCUCCACCACGGUCUUGUGGCAUUUUGCUCAGAGAUAAAGAACAUGGAUGGAGAUUUGGAUGUAGACAGGCUCGGCUCUGCGGAGCUGAUGCAGAGGCUGGAGUUGGUUAAAAGCCAACUCCAUGAGAAGAGGCAGAGCCUGCAGACCCUCAGAGACAACAUUAACAACUCCAUGGCUCACAAGAAGAAACAGUUGGAUGUUCGUCUCUUGGAAAAGAUGAAGCUGAACUGCCAUGUGUUUAAGGAGGAGAUUUCCAUGGUACAUCUCAACCGGCAGGCGGCUCACCUCCAAAAUGCUUUGCAAGAAAGCUAUGUUAAGGAGAAAGCUCGGAAAAAGGGUUUGGACAUUGGUAGCCUGAGCCAGCUGGUGUCACAGCAGUCUCCUGCCAUGCUACUGGUUGUACAGGAGAACCACAACUCCGAUGGCCAUUAUGGCUUUACGUGUCGCUACAGAGAAGAUAGCGGACUAGUGGUGGUCAAGGCGGACAACUCUCACCUCUGUGUGGAUGACAGGUAACACACAGACACAUACAAAACCAAGUUAUGCGGUUA
Molecule: messenger RNA, 2895 nt
Organism: Etheostoma cragini (Arkansas darter)
Lineage: Eukaryota; Metazoa; Chordata; Actinopteri; Perciformes; Percidae
Exons: 15
Coding region: 311-2860 (849 amino acids)
Source: RefSeq, a predicted model, not a curated record